AUGGACCCCAUCGACGGAGAACCUCAACACCUCUUUGCAGACGAGACCGAGUUGUCGCUAUUACAGAAUUCCUACCUCCCGAGCAUCUUCUUCCCUUCUGCCAACCUCAAUGGCGAACACGUCAACUUCGGAGAUCCUAACACUUUCUCAGAGCCUGAGAGAAUGCAUGUCGAUACCGAACUAGCACACUCAAAGUGGACCAACGCCGCCGAAUGCCACCAAGAUCAUCCACAGAACCAUGUUCGCGAUCGCGCAGAGGAUCAAAUUGCCUCGGACGGCAGAAAGAGGCGUUCAACAUACAAUGACGAUAGUGCCCAGUUGGAGGAAUCGGAGUACACGUGGAAUUUCGAACCAAGCCCAAAAAAGCACAAAGGAGACGUCGAAUUUUAUGGCAUCACUUCCUCUCAGUGUUUGCUUGAUGGGUCCCAACUGCAGAGUUCUGCUAUAAUGAGCCCUGAAAGUUUUAAUCCGGCCGACUCCACCCUGACUUCAAAUGUUGCUGGAGAUAAGUGGUAUCAGCAGGCUCAUGCUCAUGGACUCGCGUACACGGCUGACCUGCAAGAUAUGUCUGAAAAAAUGCUCUCCUUUGCUGAUCUCAAUUUUGACCAUCAUGACCCACUCGAACUCGAAGCGGCCGAAACUUCGAUGAAAUUUGAGAGUGAUAAGUCCUCAUCGUUUACCGGGGAACAGUCCCCGGCGGAAGAGGCACGCCUAACCUUGCCGGUCAGCGGACAACCGAGCGAAAGUAGCUUCACGAAGCCCCACCCAACUUCCUGCGACGGAGGAACUCAGACUGGUGGUAAAGUUUUACCAGACGACUAUACUCUCCAGCAGUGUGAUACAUGCUUCGGUAUGGAAGAGCUUGUCUGUUUGUAUCACAGAACCUCGGGUGAGUUUGUUGGUGUUGCUGAUGGCAUAACCGGGAGAGCGCUGGGUCAACUCAAUGGACAAUUUAUGACUGCAUACCAUUCCUUUAUUCUGCUCCAGGACGGUUCCAAAUCUGUCAAAACGGCAUCAGCCCGACGAUAUAAGCUUCAGACUCUCAUUUAUGGUCUAGGCAAGGAUGCUGAUGCGGUCGGAGCUCUUCUAUCGGCACAUGAUUUAUUCCUACAGCACCCUCGAAAGACUGAUCCCACUAAGCUAUACUCGAACCCCCACUACCUCUCACGGCCAGGAGGAAACAUGGACAUACCGCAAUACGGUACUACAGCGGCCAUCGAUACUUAUCCUGAUAGAUCCGUACUCGACGAGGUUGGCCAUGCUCGCAUUCUGCGGAUUUUUGACUCUGCUCAGGGUCCUCCCACGUUUGUAAAGCCUCAAAUUGUCUCCGAUUUGAAGACACAACUGAAAGAUCAUCAAAUAUCGGCCCUAGCCAUGAUGUUCGAGAAAGAGAACGGGGUAGUCGAAGAUGCUAACUUCCCUUCCUUGUGGCAGAUCCGGAAGUUUUCUGGCAACAAGAGAUAUUUCAAUGUGAUCACAGGGGCCUAUGAAGCAGAAGGCUCCGAGCUGAGUCAAGGCGGGCUCAUUGCAGAUGAUAUGGGUCUUGGGAAGACGCUUACCGCGUUGGCGUUCGUAGCAUCGUCAAAUGCCGCAAACAAAGACAGCGGGAACCACAGCGGUGAGGGUUCGCGGCGACGACUUACGUCCCUUGUUGUUGCACCGAAGACAGCCAUCCCCGUCUGGGAGGAGCAGAUUCAAAAACAUUUCGAGGACGGCACUCUGCGGCUUCACGUCUACCAUGGCAUGGCUCGGAAAAGCUCAGAUUUUGCGUCUCUCGAUUAUGACAUCGUCAUCACCACCUAUGAGACGCUCAGCACCGAAUGGUCGAGGCACCCCGAGAAACCUCUCUUUUCCCAUAUUUGGCAUCGUAUUAUCCUUGACGAGGCACAUAUGAUCCGAAACAGCACUUCAGCAAAGCAUCGUGCUGUCUGUGACUUGAGAGCCCGCUAUCGAUGGUGCCUGACCGGAACCCCUAUUCAGAACAGGAUCGAAGACUACGGUGCAAUUCUCAAAUUUCUCCGGAUACCACCAUUCCUAUCCAAACACUCAUUCAACCACUAUAUUGCGAAUCCGAUCCAGUCAGGCAGAGAUGAGGGUUUCAGAACCUUGAAAACGCUCGUCGAGGCCACUUCGCUGCGACGAACAAAGAAAUCGGAGUUGAAACAGAAUGACCUUCCUAAGAGGCAAGUGAUCGUUCAACCGGUUGACCUCAGCACAACAGAAAGGGGCAUAUACGAUUUUUUCAAGGAAAAGGCUGCAAAUAUCGUGUCCGAUCUACACGGGGAAGCCAGGCGCAACAACCCCCUGGGCACUAUCUUGCCGACCUUGACUAGGCUCCGACAAAUCUGCAAUCACAGUACGGGGUUACUGCCGCCAGCGAUACUAGCCGCUGCUGAGGGUUGUGAUCAAGGGUCCCCAUACGAUUCUGGGCUUCAACAAGAUAGAUGUGACAACUGUCACUUAGUGCUCGCGGAGACUGAGGAGAUGUCUCUGACGGCCCUGGACUUGCCUUGUUCGCAUUUGUUAUGUCAGAAAUGUUUGUGUAUGGCUCAGAAUGACGAAAACGAGGGAGCCACUGAUGGAAGCCUUCUUUGCCUCGUUUGCAGUGCUGUUCGCUCAUCCCCUAAUCAGGCCAGUCCAAGAACGCCAGCAACACACCACAGGGCGCUCGAAGCUGGCUUGGCACCUUCGACCAAAAUGCUUGCCUUGCUCGAAAAUCUCCGACAAGAUAGAUCCGCAUCAGCUGAACCACCCUUCAAGAGUGUUGUUUUCUCGUGUUGGACACGGACCUUGGAUCUCAUCGAGCUCGUUCUGAACCAAGAUGGGUUCAAAUUUCAGCGAAUCGAUGGAAGCAAAUCUCUGUCACAGCAGCGUGACGCGUUGAAGACUUUCUCUGAAGAUCCAAAAUGUCUAGUCAUGCUGGCGUCGAUUGAUUGCGCCGGUUGUGGACUCGAUCUGACGGCGGCAAAUCGCGUGCACCUCAUGGAACCGCAGUGGAAUCCCAUGAAGGAGGAACAAGCACUUGAUAGGGUAUACAGACUGGGGCAACAGCGAGAAGUACUCGCAAUCCGCUAUAUCGUGAAGGACUCGAUUGAGGAGGUGGGUUAA
Rhinocladiella mackenziei CBS 650.93 is the source of this 3108-nucleotide messenger RNA. RefSeq lists its product as uncharacterized. The transcript has 4 exons. Gene Ontology annotation, molecular function: ATP-dependent chromatin remodeler activity; ATP binding. The coding region runs from base 1 to 3108 and encodes 1035 amino acids. NCBI's taxonomy places the organism in Eukaryota, Fungi, Ascomycota, Eurotiomycetes, Chaetothyriales, Herpotrichiellaceae. The record is from RefSeq and is a predicted model, not a curated record.